CCGAGUGUUUUUAAUGUAAGGUAUAUAUAAGAAUCAAAUUUGUUUAUUCAACAACUUCAAAGUCAAUUAUCUCAAGUGUAGUGUAUCCAUUGCCGAAGGUUCAAUCUCAAGCCAUGAACACCACCAGCCUUCUUGUCCUUGGUGUUGCUGUUUUCUGUGGUGUCAGUGCUCUAGACUGCCCAAGAUGUGUACAUCAAGCUGACCCGGCCUCCUGCACAGACACACGGACGUGUAGCAACGCCACUGCAGACAUAUGUCAUCUCUCAAUAACAACAAGCAACGGCCAUCACCGUGUGCUCUACAACUGCCAAAUUGCUGCUAACUGUCACCUCCACGAGACCCAACAUUGUGACCUGACUGUUGAUGGACACUGUAACUUCUGUUGUGAUUCUCUUGAUUCUUGCAAAAUCCAGAGAGACGGAAUAUUUGGGGAUGUUAUGUCCACAACGGCAGACGCGGCGACAUCAACGACAACAGCAGCGCCAUAAAAACUAGAAUCUGUUUCUUCUGCACACCAAAAAAAAAUGUUUUCUUUUUCAAAUUUAUUUAUUUUUACUAAUGAAAAUAUUAAAUCAUUUCUGGUAUAAAGAG
Messenger RNA from Biomphalaria glabrata, 591 nucleotides. RefSeq lists its product as uncharacterized. Lineage: Eukaryota; Metazoa; Mollusca; Gastropoda; Planorbidae. Bases 114 to 488 code for a protein of 124 amino acids. The record is from RefSeq and is a predicted model, not a curated record. The transcript is spliced from 5 exons.